Messenger RNA from Dichotomopilus funicola, 1059 nucleotides. RefSeq lists its product as uncharacterized. Gene Ontology annotation, cellular component: fungal-type vacuole membrane. Lineage: Eukaryota; Fungi; Ascomycota; Sordariomycetes; Sordariales; Chaetomiaceae. The record is from RefSeq and is a predicted model, not a curated record. Bases 1 to 1059 code for a protein of 352 amino acids. The transcript is spliced from 4 exons.
AUGAGCGACUACGAUAAGGCCGGCGUCGCCCAGUCAGAGAGAGUCUCCGACAAGCCCCGGAAGCGCGGAUGCCUCGGCCACUGCGCCAAGUUUUGGUGGGCGUAUCUGCUCAUCAUUAUAGUUAUUGUUGUUAUUGUCGUGCCAGUGGUCCUGCUUGUCGCCGUUCCUAAAAUUGCGCAGUCCAAGCUUGACGAGGCUGAGCUCAUCUUGAACCGCCUCACGGUCACCAACACCCAGACGCAGAACCUCACGAUUAGCCUCAGCAGCACCAUCAAGACUGAUGGCUCCGUCAAGGCUAACAUCGCUGCUUUUGAGGGUGUCAUGUACCUUGAGGACCGCCAGCCCCAUACGCCUUUUGCCACGCUCAACUUCCCUGCGACUACGGCCGAUGCCGAGCAGCAUGUCAAUGUGACGCAGUUCCUCCCCGUUGAGGAUCUUGAGGCCCUGACGAAUUUCAACUCCUACCUCUUGGCCAAUGAAACCCUCCGCGUUACCGUCGAGGGUAACACCUUCGUCCAAGUCAGCGGCAUCUCGCGUGCCUACCCCGUCUUCUUCAAGAAGACCGUCACCAUGCCUGGUCUUAAACUGCUUGAGGGCACUAUUGUGAACCCCACCUGGGUCAACACGACCGCUGACGAGCGUGGUAACAACUUCCGGGCGAACACCAUCAUCCCUAACCGUUCGCGUGUCAGCUUUGACCUUGGCAACGUGACUUUCCACAACUAUCUCUUCGACAAGGAGGUCGGCACCGUUUACAUUGACAACCUUGUCCUGAACCCCGGCGACAACCACUACCCCAUGCGCGCCACGGUGGAGGACCUCGGUGCCCUUCUCACCGCGCUUGGAGAGAAGCCCUACUGCGAGGGCAAGGGUGACCAGAAGGGCGUGCUUCCGUUUGGCCUCCGCGGCAAGACCGACGUGCGGAACGGACAGCCUCUUCCGUACUUCAACGACGCUCUCGCGGCGCACAACCAGACCGUCUAUAUCCCGAUUGGCCAAGCCCUCCGCGAUCACCUGAACAUCGACGUUCCCUGUGGCGGCCUGGGCGGCGGUAACUAG